Messenger RNA from Dermochelys coriacea (leatherback sea turtle), 6123 nucleotides. Its product is annotated as AFG3-like protein 1. Gene Ontology annotation, cellular component: m-AAA complex; membrane. The record is from RefSeq and is a predicted model, not a curated record. Gene Ontology annotation, molecular function: ATP-dependent peptidase activity; ATP binding; metalloendopeptidase activity. Gene Ontology annotation, biological process: protein-containing complex assembly; mitochondrial protein processing. Lineage: Eukaryota; Metazoa; Chordata; Testudines; Dermochelyidae.
UCGUCCCUACCCGGAAUGUCUUGCCGGGCCCCCCGGGGCGCCUUUCCUGUCCCUCCCCCGGCGUCAGUUGCUUCCGGCCCAGCGAGGGGCAAGGCGCAUGUGCACACAGGCUUCGCGGGAGUGAACUCUGCGCAUGCGCGUCAAGGCGCGGCGAACCCGUGGGGAAUGGCUCGUCGGCUCGCGUCGGGGACUCUGGUGCCGCCUCUCGCUGCCCUGUGGCGAGGGGGCUGCCGGACGCACACAGGGGCUGGGCUCAGGGAGCUGGCACCGAUCCGGCAGUGGCUCAAGGGGAUCCGCACCCUGCAGCAGGACUAUCCAGAGAGCAUAGCAUCCUCUUGGCAAUGGCUCUGCUCAAAACCACCCAAAGGCUUUGAGAAGUAUUUUAAGAAGAAUGGAAGAAGUUCCGGCCCAGCAGAGGAUGGUCAUGAGACUAAAGGCCUCCCUGAUCCAAAAGAUCUCGGUCAUGGGAGAGAUGGCAGAGGAGGUGGUGGCAAGAGAGGAGGGAAGAAGGAGGAUUCUGGGUGGUGGAGGCGCAUGUGGAAGGGAGAGUUCCCCUGGGAUGACAAGAACUUCGGCUACCUGGCUGUCAUGGGGGCAGGCGCUGCCGUGGGAUUCCUCUAUUUUUUUUGGCGAGAUCCUGGCAGAGAAAUCAACUGGAAGCAUUUUGUCCAUUACUACUUGGCUAGAGGAUUGGUGGACCGUCUGGAAGUGGUGAACAAACAGUUUGUGCGCGUGGUCCUCGUGCCGGGUGUGACCUCGGAGGGGUAUGUCUGGUUUAACAUCGGAAGCGUCGAUGCCUUUGAACGGAACCUGGAGACUGCCCAGCUGGAGCUGGGAAUGGAAGGUGCUCAGCGGGUCGCAGUGAUUUACACCACGGAGAGUGACGGCACAUUCCUCAUGAGCAUGGUGCCCACUCUGCUGCUGGUUGGCUUCCUUCUGUUCACUCUGAGACGCGGGCCAACGGGAGCCGGGCGCGGAGGACGAGGGGGUGGGCUCUUCAGCGUUGGCGAGACCACAGCCAAGAUCCUGAAAGACAACGUCGACGUGCAGUUCCGAGACGUGGCCGGCUGCGAGGAAGCCAAGAUGGAGAUCAUGGAGUUCGUGAACUUCCUGAAAAACCCCAAACAAUACCAGGACCUGGGUGCCAAGAUCCCAAAGGGUGCUGUACUCACGGGCCUGCCAGGCACUGGGAAAACCCUCCUGGCCAAAGCAACGGCGGGAGAAGCCAACGUUCCCUUCAUCUCGGUGAAUGGCUCGGAGUUCCUGGAGAUGUUUGUGGGUGUGGGGCCCGCCCGGGUUCGGGACAUGUUUGCCUUGGCCCGCAAACAUGCCCCCUGCAUCCUGUUCAUCGAUGAGAUUGACGCCGUCGGCCGGAAGCGGGGCCGGGGGAACUUCGGGGGGCAGAGCGAGCAGGAGAACACCCUGAACCAGCUGCUGGUCGAAAUGGACGGGUUCAACUCCAGCACCAACGUGGUGGUGCUCGCAGGAACAAAUCGCCCAGACAUUCUGGACCCUGCGCUGAUGAGACCAGGGCGCUUUGACCGUCAGAUUUACAUUGGUCCGCCUGAUAUCAAAGGCAGAGCAUCCAUCUUUAAGGUCCACCUGCGGCCCCUGAAACUGGAGGAAAGCAUCAGCAGAGAUGCCCUGGCUCGGAAGUUGGCUGCAUGGACUCCAGGAUUCACUGGUGCUGACAUCUCCAACGUCUGCAACGAGGCUGCCUUGAUUGCUGCUCGCCACUUGAAUCCCUCUGUUGCUGAGAAGCACUUUGAGCAGGCCAUCGAGAGAGUCAUUGGGGGUCUCGAGAAGAAGACCCAGGUUCUGCAGCCAAACGAGAGGACCACAGUGGCCUAUCACGAAGCUGGGCAUGCUGUGGUGGGGUGGUUCCUGGAGCAUGCUGAUCCCCUGCUAAAGGUGUCCAUCAUCCCCAGGGGCAAGGGGCUCGGCUACGCGCAGUACCUGCCCAAGGAGCAGUACCUGUACACCAAGGAGCAGCUGUUUGAUCGCAUGUGCAUGAUGCUGGGCGGCAGGGUGGCUGAGCAGCUGUUCUUUGGGCGCAUCACCACGGGCGCUCAGGAUGACUUGAGGAAGGUGACGCAGAGCGCCUACGCCCAGAUCGUCCAGUUUGGGAUGAGUGACAAGCUGGGCCAGGUCUCCUUUGACUUCCUGCAGCAGGGCGAGAUGCUCACAGAGAAACCAUACAGCGAGGCGACAGCCCAGCUGAUAGACGAGGAGGUUCGAAGCCUCAUCAACUCUGCGUACGAAAGAACCCUGGAGCUACUGACACGGUGUCACGACCAGGUGGAGAAGGUAGGAAAGCGUCUCUUGGAGAAAGAAGUGCUGGAGAAAGUGGACAUGGUUGAAUUGCUGGGCCCCAGGCCCUUUGCAGAGAAAUCCACCUAUGAGGAGUUUGUAGAUGGCACCGGGAGCUUGGACGAAGACACCUCCCUCCCAGAGGGCCUGAAGGACUGGAACUGCGAGAGAGAUGAGGAGAGAGCACAGGAGAGCACCUCCUAGCAGUGAGAGCCGUGCCAGAGCUGCUGCCAGCCCUUGCCGCUGGGUGGGCCCCAGUCUCCAGGGAUCCUUUCUGAGUGCAUACUGCUGACACCGGACAGAGCCUUCCAGGAGGCCGGAGCAGGAGCGAGGCUGUCUGUAAAUAGGAACAGCAGGCAAGGCCCCUGCACUGCCGUGGUAGGGCUGAUGCACUGGCUUUCCCUCUGAAAGCUGUAGGUCCCGCCCUCUCCUCUCCUCUCCGCAGGGGCCAGCCUAGGGCCUGGCUGGCUGACACACUGGCUCCGGCCACACCCGGUCAGGAUAAGUGCUCGUUCCUACUGGCCGGUACAGCAGCUGCUUUCUUGGUGCUCAUGGCCCAGUCUCUGUGGGCCUGUUCAGUCUGUGCAGGGUGGAUGGAGCGUGCUCCUGCCAGCAUCCACCUCUCCCCAGCAGCUGUCCCAAAGCCAGCAACCCCAGGAGGGUGCUGGAAAGGACUCCCCAGCCAUGAGGCGGAGGCUUGGAGCCCAGGCAAGCAGUAGGGUGAGCUGUCCAGGAGCCAGCUCUCCUCUGAUUAGCGACUCUGUCUAGGAUGGGGUUACCCUAGUGCUACCACAGCAUCCUCCCCAACUGUAACACCCCCCCCCCCAGCACAGCCAGCCCUAUAUGAGGGAGGCCAAGGAUCCCAGGGCAUGUCCUAUGGCUCCCUGGGGUGUUAAAAGAGCCAACGCCAAAGCGGAGGGGAGGGUGUGCAGAUGGGGGAAGAUCCUCCCCUGCGAGUUCCUGUCCUCAGUGCCUUCCAUCCAGCCUUUGCAGGGUUGCAGCCGGGCUCCAGCAAAGUCCUGCUUUGCCUUUGUAUCCCUGUCCAUAAGCAGUGACUGAGCAAGGACAGAGGUCUAGGAGACGAGCCAGAACAAGUCCAAAGAGCCUUUCAGAGCCGCGGCCACAUGCGCCUGGUAGAAAGAGCCUGCCUGUGGGCAGUCAUUGCAGUGCUAGGCUGAGAAAGGACCCCCUUCGCCCAAGGCACCCGGCUCCAGGGGAGCCAAGAGCUCCUUGGAAAUGGGCUAACAAAAUGGUGCUAAUUAAGUGACGCUGCUGUGGGCUCUGCUCCCUAGCCUGGCCCACCCGCCCUGUUGGAUGUUGGCAGGAGUAACUCUGGCCCUGUAGGACUCGGUGAGUCAUGGGGCAGUGUGGAGUGCUGGUAGUCAAGUUCCCCAGCUCUGACCCGUGUUCUGGGGGGGUUGUGACUGGCCAUGUGAGUUCCUGGGGGCCUGGCAGCGGGUCUCUUGGUUUGGGGUGUCUUUAUGACACCUAUAGCCAUGUAUCAAAGCAGAAUAGCUGUUGGCCCAGACAUGCCUGGUGUGCCUCCAGUUCUCUCCUGGGCUAGAUCCUCUCUCCUGGCGGGGCGUUCCUAGCUCAGGCCGAUGGGGUGGAAAGGGAGGCCUAGCUUCUAAAAGCUGAGACGUGGAUUCCUUCCUUGUGUCGAGCCUGUGCCCUGAUAGGGCGUGGGCUUUGCCUGCCAUGCCUGCUUUGCGUGCAGCCAUGUUCAAUGCAGGAGAUAGACGUGGCCUGGGUGCGCCACUGCUCUGGCAUGGUGGAGCUUUGUGCCAUGGCAGUUAGCAUGCAGCAUCCCUGCAAAGGGCAUUUCUCUGCCCAGCCCUCUGACCAUGGGCUCCUGAGUGAGCAGCAUUCAUGCUGCAGGCCCCAGCCACUGGGGGCUGUGAGGGGAGGGGCAUCUGCAGCCAAACCCAGACAACACCCCCAGUACAGUUCAGAAGGUGACGUUUUCGUGGUGGGAGGUAGCUUUGCAAAUGGCCUGUGCCCCCCGGCAGGCUGGGCUUCCCUAGCGCCGGUGCCAUGCUUCACUCCUGCCCCUCGGCCAGGAACACAACUGAAAGAUUGCAGCACCUCUGCUGCUGGAGGAGGCCGCUCCAGCCAGGCCGCUGGAUGGCAGACAUGCUGCCUUCGAAGUACCUUCCCCUGCAGCCAUCAGCGUUUAGCUUUGGAGUCCCUUUACUCCCAUUUCACGAAGGCAAAUGCAGACAGCAUAACCCCUGAUCUGUUACGCUGACAUCCCCCUCUGCCUGGUAUAGUCACUUCCCCUGGCCGCAGGGGAGUCAAGCUCAGCUAUUCACCCCUGGGAGCAUGUUCCAGCCUUCUUGGGUUUAGGAACUGCAGUCCAUACUCCAGAGCCCGGUUCGCUCCUUGCCUCCAGGACCCACUGUCUGGGGGGCAGAGCUGGGCACAUCUGUGUGGGGGUGGAGGGGAGCACUGACUCGGGCUGGUGCUAUGGAGCUAAACCUACGAGUCUAGAUGUGCCAGGCUCUGAAAUGUAGCAAAUGGCCUAGCAGAAAUGCCCUCCUGGGGCUGGGCGACUGUUGCCAGUUCAGAUACAGUAAGAAGCGCCUCUGCUGAAUUUCCUCUGCAGGAGUGAGGCUGGCAAGCCAGCUGCUGUGCAGCCAGGAGCCUGUUGUUCCUUCUGUGGAGUGUAGGCCUGUUGCAGCAAGAACCCAGCCCAAGUGGCAGCAAUGACUUGGUCUGGACAGGUAUGAAGAAUGCUUUGUGUGCUCCGUGUGGCUGCAACUUGCCCAAGGGUUAUGGCUAGACUGAAACUUCAGUAGCCAGCCCUGGGCUGCACUGCCUCGUAAUCAGUAUUUGACUCCUAACACCUGGAGAGCACCAGGUGGGUCUUUCCUCCAAACACUGCAGACGCAUGGUUUGGCUCAGCUGUGUUCUCCUGGAAGCAUUUUGCAUUUAUGUCACCCUGAUGGGUGUGCUCUGCUGGCUAAGCAGCUACUGUCAAAUCUGUUUCCGCCCCUUGUCUGCUAGCUGUCCUCUGCGGUUCUCUGACAUUUGUCGCUUCCAAAGCACAAGAAGCUGGUACCCUGCAGCUCUCCUCUGCCUAGUGCCUGCGGAAGAGGCCCUGGCUUACUCAGCAGAGCCGCCCACUCUUUGUUUGUUCCAAGUCAGAUCUGCUGAUUAGCGGUGAGAAAAGGCAUUUACUGCUUUUUACUCCCGAAGGACCAGAACCCCAUUGUGCUAGGCACAAAAUUCAGUCUGUUACGCCACUGGAAGCAGCAGGCCUGUGCCAAUGGCACAAAGGGCAUCAUGUGAAGGCAGGCGGAAUUGCAUGCCUGGUGUUAAUGCACCCUGGAACCCCACCAUUCCUGUGGCUGAGGAAGGGAAGAAUCCUGCUUGAUCAGAUCGCAGGCUGAGUUUGGGGCACUGGCAGUUAGACAAAUCAGAUAUUUGCUUGUAAAUGGAGCCCUCUGAAUUGGACUCAUCACCCAUAAACACGAGCUACUCUGCUGGAAUCCCUUUGUGACAUUGCCACGCCACUGCGGCUGUCCUGCCUUCCUUUCCAGCGGUGCCAUGCAGGUAGGGAGCAAGGAGGGAAGGAGAAGAUGGAGCUGACUAUUAUUAUUAUUUAUAAUGUAUUUCUUUUCACAUGGUGUAGCUGGCACAGCAGUGUGUGCUUGGGAGGGGGAGGGCAGCACAAAGGAAAACUAGCUUUGUCAUUGUCUCCAGUGAUCCAGCCACGUGUCCAGACCCCUUUACCGCUUUGAUAACUACAGAGUUGUGAUUUCUAAUGCAGGGUGCCAAAUAAACCCAACCCCACUGUGUGGUGAGGGAUCA